Molecule: messenger RNA, 6663 nt
Organism: Sitodiplosis mosellana (orange wheat blossom midge)
Lineage: Eukaryota; Metazoa; Arthropoda; Insecta; Diptera; Cecidomyiidae
Gene: Root
Product: rootletin
Exons: 13
Coding region: 517-6309 (1930 amino acids)
Source: RefSeq, a predicted model, not a curated record
UUUUCUGAAUAAAAUUCAUUCACACGAUUGAAACUCUCGACAAAACUGGCAUUUCAAACUAAAUUGAAUAAAAUUUACUGAGUUUGAUUGCUCAAACAACAAUGAAACUGUUCAAAUUGUGCGAGUCCGUUGUGAAUUCCGUUCAUUUGUGAUGAAUUUUUUCUCAAACCCUUCGGCUUCAAAGCAGUUUUUUUUCUUCUGAAAACGUUUUUAUGAAAGCCGAUGAAUCAACUCAGUCAAUAUUAGGUUGUUGCAAUCGUAUCGAAAAUUCCCUUGAAAAUCGCGUGAAAUCCAUCAUAAGCUGAAUAUAAUGACCUCAGAGUGUGAAUAAAAGAAUCAAAUGUCAAAUUUGUUGUAACAAAAGGACCAAAUCGUGUAGAUUCCCUUAAAAAAUCCACUAAAAACGGUUUCAACUAUUGUUUUGGAAGGAAUGUUCAUCAUUCGGAUUUAGCGGAACGAAAGGCAAAACCACCAUUUAGACGGAGCCGUUUCGAGGGUGGAAACAGUGCAAAAGCAAUGGCACACUCGCCAAAGCAUUCGUCCUCCGGGCCGGAAUCAAAUUCGUUGCAGCGACAAAAUCAAGAGCUGCGCGAACGAUUGCAAGAAGAUGCAGCCCUUUAUCGACGCCGUUUGGACACAUACAAACAGGCCCAACAGAAUCAAGCGGCUCUCGUUGCCCGUCUUCAAUCGAAAGUUAUGCAAUAUAAAAAGAAGUGCAACGACCUAGAGGAUCGAAUGUGUGACCCCGUUGGACCGCCAAGCCCAAAACCGGUUAAGUCAUACGGGGGUGGUCAAUAUGCAGGCGGUCAUGCACCGCCGAUGAGUUUGCCGUGCAUGACAACAGCCGAGCAAAACAAAGAAUUCAGUGUGCCAUGUGCUCAGGACGAUAUCCUCAACAAGCUGGAAAGUGAUAAACUCAAAUGUGAACAUUUGAUGGUACGAAAUGAGCAGUUGCGUCAUCAGCUCGGCGAAUCGCAUCGAACAAAUUUGGCGUUAACAAAUGACCUGCACAAGUUAACCAUCGAUUGGGAGCAUAUGCGUGAUGAUAUGGCACACAAAGAAGACGAAUGGAAAGAAGAGGAACAGGCGUUCAAUGAUUACUACAGUUCCGAGCAAAAUCGUUUGAUUGAAAUGUGGCAGGACGUGGGCUCAGUGCGAAAAUCAUUCCGUGAUUUACAGUUUACCUUGAAAUCGGAUUUGAGCCGAAUGCAACAAGAAAUAUCGGGUGUAAAUCGUGAAUUGGCCAAUGCAUGCGGUUCGGUUGCCGAGCAAAUUCGACAGCAUGCCCAACACGAGGAAGCCUAUCAAACGCAAGCCGAACGUGCGAAUCAAGAAUUGAAAGCUCAAGUCGAUGCGCUGAAUUUACAGAAUGAAACAUUCAAACAUGAACUGGCACAGCGUGAACAACAUCUUCAAAAUGUGUUGGUCGAUUUGAAAAAUUGGGAAGCCCGUUGCUUGGAAGCGGAGAAUAGUGCCGCACAAAAUACACGCUUAUUCGAUGAAAUCGAUCGCUUGAACACCGCACUACGGGACAUUGCACACAUUGUUGUUUCGGAUGCCGAAUCAAAACAAGACGGUGGCUUUGUCGAUGCACAACACAUGCAUCUCACCCAGUCACUACCAGUGCCACCAAAAUCACCGAAACGUGGCGGCGUUCGUACAUCACAAGCAUUCGCCGAGGGUACCAUUUCGGCCGUACAAGCCGUUCUGCAUAAAUAUCAACUAGUGAUUCAUGAUUUGCAGGUAAAAUCGGAAACAAGUGCAAAUGAAUUGCACGCCACUCACAAGCAAUUAGAUGAAUCGCAAAAUGCACGUGAAAUUCUCACCAGUAAAUUAAUGGAAUUGACAAACCGAAUGGAUGCGGCAAACAUUCAACUAUCGGAAUUGGCAAAGGAACGUGAGAGUUUACACCGAACAAUGGAAUCUCUUCGUGGCGAAAAGCAUUCCGUUGACAAAGAAAAGGUCGAAUUGAAUCUGAUGAUUGAGACGCUUAGCAUUGAUUUGGAGAAAUCACAAACGGCCAAGAGUCAUCUACAGAAAUUGUACGACGUUCUGUUAGAAGAGAAGAAAAUGCUUGAAUUGGAUUUGCAAUGCUCUCGCAAGGACAAGGAAAUCACCGAAAUGAACCUGAGAGCCGAAGAGUCACGAAGUGGCAAAUUGCGUGAGAACACAAUAAUAUUGCGUGAAGAAUUGAAUAAAUUGUACUUGGCUCGUGAUUUAUUGGAGCAACAGCGCAUUGAAUCGGAGGAAAUGCUGUUGAUAUCGGAGAAGCAGCGUGCCGAUCUGGAGAGUCGAUUAGAGCGUUUGCACUUUGAGAGUACGGAUGUCAAGUAUCAAUUGGAAAAAUCAAGUUCAUCCAACACGCACAUCAACCAGGAAGUGAAGGAUCUCAACACAAAACUAAAUGAAUUGGAGGUGGAACGGGGCAAUUUGAAGGCACAAAUAGCUGAUCAAAUGGCCGAUAUCGCAUCUCUGAAAAAAGAGCUCAUAUCAGCUGAGCAAGUGCGUUUGGACAUUGAUGCCGAGAAAAUGUCCAUUUCGGAGAAAUUGAAAAUCAGUGAAAUAAACAAAGAAAAAGUGGAAAUGGAAUUGAGUCAAUUGUCGCGUGAACGAAGUGAUUUGCUCAACCAACUGGCAGCCAUGACCAACAAAAAAGACCAAAUAGCCGAAGAAGUGAUGCGUUUGCAACAGCGUCUGAAACAAUUGUCCGAAUGCAAUGAUCGAUUGAAUCGCAAUUUGGAAAGUUUGAUGAAAGAAAACGAAGACAAGCUCAUCAUGAUCGAGUCGCAUGAGAAGGAGAUUCAACGACAACAGGAACACUUUGCGGCACUUCGUUCGGAGAAAGAGGCUUUAGAGGGCAUUCUCUUUGAUACAAACACCAAUUUGGAAGCGUCACAAAAUCGAUGCGAACAACUAGACCGCGAAGUGCACGAAUUAAUAUCGAAGCAAGAGACAAUGAAAAAUCGAAUUGCGCAACUGCUAAAAGAGUUGGAGAAUAGUGAGCGUCGUUUGCAGGAGACGAAAACGCAAAUGAACAAUGCGUUGAGCAAUCAAGAGGCGGAAUUUGUGCAAAAGGUCAACUAUCUCAAGCAAUUGGGUGAAGAUAAUCUAAAAAAAUGGAACGAUGAAAAGGAGCAAUUGAAAAUUGCGGCCGAAUCACGGUUGCACAGCUCAUUGCAAGCGCUCGAAACGAGUAAAGACGGUGAAAUUUUCACAUUAAAAGAACGGCUCGAAUCGCUUCAAUUGCAUUUCGAUUCGGUGUGUCAACAGCAUGAAGAGGUGUUGAUUCGCUGCGAAAAUGAAAAGCAACAAUCGCUUUUGUUGGCCCAUCGUGACAAGCAAGCGGUGGCCGAAAAGCUCGAACAAACGUUACGCGAUUUGAAAACGGAAUCGGAAAAUUUGGAACGAUUGCGUCGUGAAUAUGUGGCAAAAAGCGAUCGUGAUCGCACCGCCAUCAAGCAGCUCAGCGACGAUUUGGCUAAAUUGAAAACGAAAUGUGAAGAGCAAAAAUUGCGAGCCGAAGAGGAUUUGCGCAAAAUCGAUUUGAUGCUCAGCUCAAUGACGUCAGAACGUGAUCUGGCCGUGAAAGAAGUGGAAAAUCUUAAAACACAAUUGGGACUAAGCGAGGAUCGUAUCAAUGGUAUUACGGCUCAAUUGCAGGACACCAACCGGAAAUUGAAAGAGAAUGAAAAUUUGGCCGAAGGUUUGCGAAAAGAAUUGAUCGACUCAAGGCGAUUAUUGGCCGAAUCGAACAUUGAACGCGAUAAAUAUGUUAGCACAAACAAAGAACUGCGCGAUCAUAUUAAAUGCGCGGAGGGACAACGCCGCGAACAGGCUCGCAAUUUGGAGGAUGCCCUACAGAAAUUGGCCAGUUUGGAAGACUCACGGAAUUCACUUGAAAACGAUCGAACACGCAUCGCAACAAUGCUAAAGGAAACACAGAACAAUAUGACCAAAUUGAGUCAGGAACAUCAAGCGGCUGUGGCCAACAUUCAGAAACUGCAACAAAGUGCCGGCAAAAAGGAAGUCAUGGGCAACGAACUACAGGCUAGACUCUCCAACGAAACCGAUGAACGCGAACGCGUCCAACAGGAACUCUGUCAAUUGAAGAAACAGAUGACAGAAUUGGAUGAAACAUUGGAGAAUACGCGCCAAGAGCUUGGUCGUACGCGUUGCAAGGCAAAUCAAGAUGAGCAUCGUUGGCAUGCGCGUGAACAAGAGCUAUUGGGCCGUUUGGAGGAUGGCCGUGGCCGUGAAAAAUGCCUUGAAGAUCAAAAGCACAAUUUGGAAGUGUGCCUGGCCGAUGCUACGCAGCAAAUUCAAGAACUCAAAGCUCGACUCGGUGGAGCUGAGAGCCGCGUUCGAGCACUUGACGAACAACUAGUGCAAAUGGAAUCAUGCAAAAAGGACAUUGAACAUAAACUCACAUCCGUUCUUCAUACAUUAAAACGAAUUGCAGGCAUUCAAUUCGAUGGCACGGUCACCGCUCCGCAUCGACUACUCUCCCCAUCCAGACGAUUCAGUCCAGCACGAUCGGGCGUCGACUACGAUGGUCGUAGUGGUGAAUGUUGUUUGUAUGACAUUGAUCCGGAGAUGAUUCGAAAAUCGGUGCGAAAAUUGAUGCAACAAGUGGCUCAAGUGGAGCGCGAAAAGGAAGAGUACAAAGUUCAAUUGCAAACGGCUCGAAAGGAGCUGGACGAAGCGGGCAAUCAACAUACUCGAUGCGAGAAUAAAAUAUCGAAGCUACAACAAAUGCUACGAAAUGCGAACGAGGAAAAGGCGAAUCUUGAAUCGAAAUUGGCACAGAAGCAACUUGCACUGCAAGGCGUUGAUGAUGCUCUCAAACUCAAAACAAGUGAACUGAAUACAUUGACCGAUAAGUACAAGAGCCUCGACCUACAAUUCUCAAAUGUGUCCGAGCAAAAGUCACAAACUGAAGAUCGUUUAGAGAAAUCGAAGCAAAAUGAAGCCAAACUAGAGAAUGAGAAGCGUCAUCUGUUGGAUGAGAUCGCUCGAUACGAGAGUCGAAGCAAUAAGCUUGACUUACAGCGCAUCGCAUUGGAAGGUGACAUUCAACGCUUGCAAAUGACGCUGCAAGAAAAGGACAAUCAUUUGCGCAACUAUCAAGAGCGACUGGAGAAUCAGCAGCGAUCUGCUGCUCAGGUGGAAGAUAGAUGCGUUGCAUUGAAGACAUCUGUCGACCAAUUGAAAGAGCGUCUCCAAAAUACGGCCAUAAUCGAAACGGAGCUACGCGGUGAAUUGAGCUGUUUGCAAAAAGAGCGAUCGGAACAAGGUCACAAUUUGACAGCGACUCAAGAAAAGAUGAAGCAUAUGCAGAAAUCAUUGUCAAACAGUGAGAAUGAGCGUCGCAUUCUGGCCGAUCGAUUGGACACAACGCAGGCCGCAUUGAACGAACAGCAUCGUGUGCAACAGUCGCAACAGGAUGUGAUUCAACGUUUGCAGAAUCAAGUGGCCGAAUUAGAAGUGCAAAAGUCCACAAUUGAGGCUCAACUACGCAUUGCCAAGUGGAAUCAAGGCAGUGGUGAGGGUGACGCCGGUUGUGUUCACAACAUCGACGAUGUUUCUAGUCAAUUACUCAAAACACAGCGCGAAAAGAAUGAACUUCGUCUGAAAGUGGAAAUGCUCAACGAAAAAUUAAGGCAUGCCGAAAGCAAUAAAUUGAGUAAAUUCUCCGAAAGUCGCCCGUACGAUUGCCCGGAGAAGGUAAAUUUGAGCGAUUACGAGUAUGAUUCCAAUAAAUUCGCCGAUUCUAGUCGAAGAGAGUGCAACAAUCCCGAACAUAACAGUUUGCGGCAGGAAAAUCAUGAUCUCAAAAUUAAAAUCCGUCGUUUGGAAGUGUUGUUGGCCGAAAAAGAGGCUGAACUUACACGAUUGCGAACUAAACUAAUUGAGAGUACAAAAUGUCCGGUGGAUGACUUGGAAAAACAUCGAGCAGCACAAUUGAAGUCAGAACGAUUGCUUGACAUUCGCGAACAACAUCAUCGACAACAAAUUACACAACUGGAAAAUCAGAUCUCAUUGCUGAAGGAGCAAUUGGCACAAGAGGCAAAACGACGCCAACAAUAUAUCCUUCGAAGCUCAAGAGCUGGCCAAGAAAUGAAACAGCUGCGACAAACGCUCGGUGAUUCACUCAGACACAUCGCUCAAGAUCCAGUAGAUUCAGAACUAUUGGAAAAUGAAGCAAGAAGGUUGGACAGUGCCGUUUCGAUGAGCCUUCCUCCGACCACAUUUGGUGGCAGCCAUCACUAUGACCUUGGUAGAAGCUUAAGUCCACGUGCACCCUACUAAAUGGAUACACCCUUCAAUUCAAAACACUGCCACAAAUAUAUUAACCAUACCAAGGAGAAAAAUCUCAACAUUUUUAAUCAAAGCUUGACAAAAACAUAAUCACAUACACACACUCACACAUAAAACCCAAACACUUAGAUGCUUUUCCAAGGAAUAUAUGUACCGUCAGUAUUUCAUAGUCAAUUUUCAAAGUACUUUCAAACGAAAGAAAAGGAAAAAAAAAGCAAAAAAAAAAAUGUCAAAAUCAAAAAUCAAAUGUGUUCACGAAAAAUUAAAAAUGUUCAGCAAAAUAAAUGUUCAGUUUCAGAAAAUUACACAUUAAAAUGAGAAAUGUACACACCUUUCAAUAAAUCA